Megalops cyprinoides (Indo-Pacific tarpon) is the source of this 4254-nucleotide messenger RNA. RefSeq names its product casein kinase 1, epsilon (gene csnk1e). Gene Ontology annotation, molecular function: protein serine/threonine kinase activity; ATP binding. The coding region runs from base 265 to 1518 and encodes 417 amino acids. NCBI's taxonomy places the organism in Eukaryota, Metazoa, Chordata, Actinopteri, Elopiformes, Megalopidae. Gene Ontology annotation, cellular component: cytoplasm; nucleus. The transcript is spliced from 11 exons. Gene Ontology annotation, biological process: signal transduction; peptidyl-serine phosphorylation; endocytosis. The record is from RefSeq and is a predicted model, not a curated record.
UGUCAAUGGUGCGUUCAGACAGCGACGAGAGGGGGAGACAGAUCCUCGGCGAGAGACGGACAAUCGCGUAGAAGCUACUCAGGGACAACCAGCAAGCGAGAUCAGCCGAAGGAAAAAAGGAAAUUUUGGGGUAUGAGAGCCGCCAGAAUCCGCUCCCAUCCUUCUCUUCCCACGGCCCAGUCUGACUGACAACCAUCGGAUCAGCACCGCCGCGGAACCAGCUCUCAGUAAAACCCUGUAUCGGUGAGUUCGCAGGCAGAGGCCAUGGAGUUGAGGGUGGGGAAUAAGUACCGGCUGGGGAGGAAGAUCGGGAGCGGCUCUUUUGGAGACAUUUACCUGGGUGCCAACAUUGCGACGGGGGAGGAGGUGGCCAUCAAGCUGGAAUGCGUGAAGACCAAACACCCGCAGUUGCACAUCGAGAGCAAGUUUUACAAGAUGAUGCAGGGAGGAGUGGGCAUCCCCUCAAUAAAGUGGUGUGGGGCGGAGGGGGACUACAAUGUGAUGGUGAUGGAGUUGCUGGGCCCCAGUCUCGAGGACCUCUUCAAUUUCUGCUCCCGCAAGUUCAGUUUGAAGACCGUACUCCUGCUGGCUGAUCAGAUGAUCAGCCGCAUCGAGUACAUCCACUCUAAGAACUUCAUCCACCGCGACGUCAAGCCAGACAAUUUCCUAAUGGGCCUGGGCAAGAAGGGCAACCUGGUGUACAUCAUUGACUUUGGGCUGGCUAAGAAGUACCGCGAUGCCCGCACCCACCAGCACAUCCCCUACAGGGAGAACAAGAACCUGACGGGCACUGCCCGCUACGCCUCUAUCAACACCCACCUGGGCAUCGAGCAAUCGAGGCGUGACGACCUGGAGUCUCUGGGCUAUGUGCUGAUGUACUUCAACCUGGGCUCACUGCCCUGGCAGGGCCUCAAAGCCGCCACCAAGAGGCAGAAGUACGAGAGGAUCAGCGAGAAGAAGAUGUCCACUCCCAUCGAGGUGCUCUGUAAAGGCUACCCCUCCGAGUUCUCCACCUACCUGAAUUUCUGUCGCUCGUUGCGUUUCGACGACAAGCCAGACUACUCAUACCUGCGCCAGCUUUUCAGAAACCUCUUCCACAGACAGGGCUUCUCCUACGACUAUGUGUUCGACUGGAACAUGCUCAAAUUCGGCGCGAGCAGGACGGCAGAAGAUGGUGAGAGGGAGCGGAGGGGCGGGGAGGAGAGGGAUGAGCGGAUUGUGGGUGGCCCUCGCGGGUCGGCGGCUCGCGCCCUGCCGCCCGGCCCCAACCCCCCAGCCCCAAACAGGGUCAGGAAUGGCCCGGAGCCAGCCAUCUCCACCCCUGCCUCGCGGGUACAGCAGUCGGGGAACACAUCUCCUCGGGCCAUCUCUCGCGCGGAGCGGGAGAGGAAGGUGAGCAUGAGGCUGCACCGCGGCGCCCCCGCCAACGUUUCCUCCUCCGACCUCACCGCCCGCCACGACCAGUCCCGCAUCUCCACGUCACAGGUUAGCAUGCCAUUUGAGCACCUGGGCAAGUGAGCCCUGCCGCUCCUCUCUCUCACCCUCUGGACACAAACAGUGUCGCCACCAUCGCAGGGCUUCAAGAAACAACCUCCCCCCCUCCAGAUUUCUUUUUGUUUAAAAAAAAAAAAAAUGCCAAUGGGACAAAGAAACGCAAGACUGAGAGAAAGGAAUAAGGUACAGAUACAGUGAAGGAAGGAUGAAAAGUUGUUCUCUGACCAAGAGCAAAGGGGGUUUGCCCUCCAUCGUGAUCCGACAGCCCUCGUCUUAAAGACAAGAGUGACGUCUGAGGAAUAAAGGUCUUUGCCCACCUUCAAGUCACAGAGUAACUGGAACUUCCUGCCCCCCCCUACUCUUGUCCACCUGUUGUGGUUUUAGAUGACAUGACACUGGGGGUGUCGGCAUGACCAAUUAAGUUCCAUUUGCUAAACACAGAACGCAACCCUGAACACAUGCAAACACCAGUAUAAAAGUGCAAAUUCAGAUUUAAUCAAGCCUUGAUUUAGCAGCUUGUUUACAUAUACAUUUGGAAGUACGGUAUUACAAAGGACAGUUGUGGAUUAAAAAAAAAAUUCCACAUACAUAUACCUGUAUUUUACGAUGCUUCUUUUCAUGUAUAAAUGUAUCCGUAUGAAAAAGAAGUAAAUACACAAUUCGUGGUGUACGGAUAUGGUCGUACAAAGGACACUCUUACAAAUCUCAACACAGAUGUUGCUUUCUGUGGGCUUGUAAAGACUUAAAUUUCUUUUUAUAUAUUUUUUUAUUUGCAAGAGCAAAGUGAGUUGGAGAGAGUGUGAGUAACGGAGAGAGAUGGACGGAAACGGAAAAGGAAAUGAGAAAAGAGGGAGUGACGUAAGUGAAUAUGAGCCGUUUAGCAGUGAGUGUCGUUGGGGAGGACUGUCAGAUGUGAACCUUUCCUGUCUUUUACCAAUGUCUUACUGAAAUAUCUGUUAGUUGCUUUUUGUGCAUUUGGUUUUAGCGAUGUGUACCAGGCAGGCAGUGACCACAGGCAGAAGUAAUGACCAAGAAUCAGUCAGGAGAGAGAGAGAGAUGGAGAAUAAGAGGCAUGGAUGUGUACCCUCCCCUUUUGGUUUUUCCCCCCUCUCUCUCUCAGUUGGAGCAUUCCUGGGUUUUAAUAAUAGAUAGAAAGGAGGGAAUUAAUGUACACAUUUUAAAUUUUAACAGAACUGAAACAAAGUUCAGUACCACAUCACUCCAGGACUGGGUUUGUGUUUUUGAACCCUGGUUUUUCAUAAAAUAUUUAUUAACAGAAGCUGAAAUGUACCAUUCUGCCUAUGAUCAUGGUUAUAAUAUGUUUGAAUGUCUUGAUUUUAUCAUUUGAAUUCUGGAUUUUUCUUUGGUUGGGCUGGGGGAAUGCUGGGGAAGGGGUGUGCUGACAUUGGUGUGGAGGAUGGGGCAUGAUGUGGAAAGGAUUUUUUUUUUUUUAACAUCACUGUAAAUAUUUUUUUUCCUGUGUAAAGCCAAAAUGUGGUUGGUUGUAUCAGGUGUUAUGUAGAAAAGGAAAUUACAUAAUGUUUUUUUUUUUUUGGUCUUUUUUUUGGGAUGGGGUGGGGUGGGAUCAGGGCAGAUGAAGUAAGUUUAAAAAAAUUGAAUGAAUAGGUGGUUAGCUGUAGUUAAACUGCCAGCUGGGUCCAAGAGUUACCUAUUCCUUUCCCCCUUAUGUUAAAAAAAACAUUUUCUACAGUAACACUAAUCUACACCCUCUGGAUUAAUCGUACAUCUUAUACAAAGUUUGUACACCUGCAAUGACACUUUAUCCUAACAUUCUUGUCAAAUUUACAGUGGUUUACUUAUUCAGUGCAGAAAAGCCUUAAAAUCCUCUUAAAGUCACCCUUGGUGUUUAGAGAGGAAAACAAAAUGUAAGCAUGAUUAUCUCACUCUGAAACCUGAGACUGGUUCCCACCUUUCGUAAUAUUCCAUCAUAACAACAGCUGUUUCUUCCUUAGCUUUGACGGUUUUUUCUUUUUUCUUUUUUCAAUUUAAUUUUUCAGUCUCUCAGCACCGUAAUCAUUUCUUGGAUAUUUGUAUUUGUCCCGGUUAACCUUGCAUGAUGUUUACAAACAUGCUUUGUUUUCUCCGGUCCUGGCUGAUGAAAUCCUAUUUAUUAACUCCUGUGUGUAUUUUUAUCUCUGGGGUUACUUGUAAUUAGUUUUUUUUUUUUCCUGUUCUGUGUUCAGUUACUACUGAUUUUAUUCCUAGUGGCAAGUGUCAAUCACCAGUACUUCUGUUCUUACAGCAGUAUUGACUCUUAAACAUGGAUCUAGAUUGACCCGAGGGUUUUCAGUAAGGGGGCUGAGGAGGGUAACUCUAGUAAUGGGGAAUUUUGUUGGCUCUUAGUAAGUCAUCAAACUCUAACCUGUUUUAGUGCACCAAACUGGGUGAUAUCACUGAUUGUGGAAACACCCUCUUCUCAUAUUUUUUUUAAUUAUUAUUAUUAUUAUUAAAGCGACUCAGUGGCAGUGUAACACUAAUUUAGGGAGGGUUGUGGUUGAAGUGGGUGGGUUUUGGGGACUCACUUUAUGUAUUGUGUACUGAUAUCUUGUACAGUUCUUUAACACACUUUAACUUUAUUUACACCAGUAUUUGUGUAUAUUUUAUGAAGUAAUGAUAAUAAAAGGAUCCACACACCGUGCAUUGUUGUCUGGUGGACUGUCUGUUUUCUGCCCCUCUGUUUCCACAGCUCUCUUCAGUCAAUGGAUAGCCCUUAUUUGUCUUGUAUGCAUACAUCUUGUU